CUACGCAACGACGAGUCGCAUUCCUCCUCGUCCGAAAUAGUCUCCAUCCUCACUAUUUGACUAUUGAUUCCUACUUCACAGCACGAUGAACCCUAAUAUAAUUUUAUUUGCAUGGGCGGCUUCCCUUGAAAAGAAAAAACAGUUGCUCCUUGAAAUGGAAGAAGAGUUGGAGCAAGCAAAAAUACCGGGCGAAAUCCUCAUCCCGGCGAACGUAAAAGGCCAGCCCUUCACGAAACGAGAAGUCUUGUCCUUGAUGAAAUCGAUUGAAAAAGUCGUUCCCAUCGAGUCUGAGCAAUGGAAUGAAGUUCUUGCAACCCAUUGUAAGAAGUAUCCCGGGAGGACGACGAAGUCAUUCCAAAGGAAGUUGAAAGAUCUGCAAGAAAAAUCCAUCUCUUCCGACGAUCCGAAUUGUCCCAAGGAGGUGAAGAUGGCAAGAAGAAUCCAGAGUAUGAUUGCUGAAAAGCAAAACGAAGAAAGAGAUAGAGAAGUCGAACAAGUGAAGAAGAGAUACAGGAGAGAAAUGGAACAUCCAGAUUGUCCAGAGGAUGUCAGAAUGGCCAAGGAAACCUGGAUCUUGAUCGAGGAAAAGAAGAAACGUCUCCGUCUUCAGCAGCAGCAGAAGGAAAAGCGCGAGAAGGUUGUGGAUGACGCCGCCAUCACUAGCGUUCCGACGCUUGGUGGACGAUCUCGGAAUCAAGAUCUUACUGUAGAACAUACCACUACAGCCACACGGCCGGAUGCGGAACCAAGAACCAGCACCAAAAGAUCUUACUCUUCCAUGUCAUCCACCAGCAACGACAGCAUUUCAAUGAUUGAGAUGAAGAAAAAGGAGCUAGAUAGAAGGAUGGCUGAAUAUAAUAAUGAGCUAUUUAGAAUGAUGAUUGAGCACAACAAGGAGCGAGAUAGAAGAAAGGCUCAACGGGAGGCUCAACGGGAGGCUAAAAUGAAGGCUUUAAUAAGAAAAUUCAAGGCUGAAUGGGUCGGAAGCGCGGAGGACUUCAAUUUGAUUCUCCUGUUCUUUGAGUUUGUCUCCUUGCUGUCUGGAAUACCCCUUCCCAAAGAGUACAGAUUGAACGCUUCUGAUCGCAAGAAAGCAUCUGAACGUCUUGCGACUUUGAUCAAAGAGUUCAUUCAAAAAAUAUGUUAAGUCUCUAGAAGUAACCUUGAAUAAUCGAUAUGUCUCAAU
Pseudo-nitzschia multistriata is the source of this 1186-nucleotide messenger RNA. The record is from the annotation of a GenBank genome assembly. Lineage: Eukaryota; Bacillariophyta; Bacillariophyceae; Bacillariales; Bacillariaceae.